This is a messenger RNA of Pygocentrus nattereri (red-bellied piranha), 7073 nucleotides long. RefSeq names its product NDRG family member 4 (gene ndrg4). Gene Ontology annotation, cellular component: cytoplasm. The record is from RefSeq and is a predicted model, not a curated record. Gene Ontology annotation, biological process: brain development; positive regulation of ERK1 and ERK2 cascade; signal transduction. Lineage: Eukaryota; Metazoa; Chordata; Actinopteri; Characiformes; Serrasalmidae.
CAGAACAGAGAGACCGAGUUCAGAUAGCACAUCCCUCAUAGGCUAGACAGCAUCUCUCCAGCACACAGAGCCAGACACAGAAGGAGGAGAGAAAGAAAGAAGCGAAAAAACACUCCGAAAUCCAUUCGGCAGCAGCAGCAGACGCCCAAAGCCUUCAGAUGGGGCCCGGAUUGUUCUGGAACUUCCCCUCCAAGACUAGCUGCACGGUUUCGCAGACCCUGCUGCAGACAAUGUUGCUCUCCAGGAUGGCUGGCAUGAAGGAGCAGCAGUUUAUUGAGGAAAAGCCGCUACUUCCUGAAACAAGAGGACAGGACACGGAGAUGGUGAGAGGAGUGUGUGUGAAUGCACCCCGUGCUCAACCUCACCCCCCAGCACGCCCCGCACACAGGUGGCACGACAUCGCCCGCCACUGGCUUGGUGUGACACGCCGUCGGCGUCGGACCAGUGGGUACAUCCUGGAGAACUGCGAGACCUUCGUACCUGUAGGAGACUGGAAGGAACAUGACAUUGACACUCCCUAUGGGAUGCUCCAUGUGGUGAUCCGCGGAGCUCCGAAGGGCAACAAGCCUGCAAUCCUCACCUACCAUGACGUGGGACUCAACCAUAAGUUGUGCUUCAACACUCUUUUCCAUAAUGAGGACAUGCGUGAAAUCACUAAGCACUUUGUAGUUUGCCAUGUUGAUGCACCGGGCCAGCAUAUUGGAGCUCCUCAGUUGCCACCAGGGUAUCAGUAUCCCACCAUGGACCAGCUGGCAGGUAUGCUGCCCAGCGUUGUGCAGCACUUUGGAUUUAAGAGCAUUGUGGGAAUUGGAGUUGGGGCCGGUGCCUACAUCCUCGCCAAAUUCGCUUUGAUCUUCCCUGAUCUGGUGGAGGGUCUCGUCCUGCUCAAUAUUGAUCCCAAUGGGAAGGGCUGGAUCGACUGGGCCGCCACUAAACUGUCUGGACUGACCAGCACUUUGCCAGACAUGGUCCUACCACACCUCUUCAGCCAGGAGGAGCUGAUGAACAACACAGAGCUGGUGCAGAGCUACCGCCAGCAGAUCAACAACACCAUCAACCAGUUCAACCUGCAGCUCUUCUGGAACAUGUACAACAGUCGUAGAGAUUUGGAGAUGAACCGCAGUGGGACUGUGCUCAACGCCAAGACCCUGAGGUGCCCAGUAAUGCUGGUUGUUGGUGAUAAUGCUCCAGCAGAGGAGGGCGUGGUCGAGUGUAACUCCAAGCUGGACCCCACCAACACUACAUUCCUCAAGAUGGCUGACUCCGGGGGACUGCCUCAGAUCACACAGCCCGGAAAACUGACAGAGGCAUUUAAAUACUUCCUCCAGGGAAUGGGCUACAUUGCAUAUAUAAAGGAUCGGAGGAUGAGUGGGGGGCCAGUGCCCUCGGCCAGUAUGACCCGUCUCGCUCGCUCUCGGACGGCCUCUCUGACCAGCGGCGGCUCCAUGGACGGCUCACGCAACCGAGCGUGCACACACUCUGAUAGCAGCGAGGGGGUGGGCCAGGUCAGCCACACCAUGGAGGUGUCCUGCUGAGCCCCCACACACACACACACACACACACACAUACACACCAUACACACACAUACACACACACACAUGCACGCACACACAUACUCAGACCAGGGCAUAUGAUAGAAGAAAGGACUAAAGCUGCUCACAUUAUGAGCUCAUUCCUCAGCUCUGUUUCUCUCCGCUCUACAUCGGUUAUGAAUGAGAACACACACUCGUGCCCUGAAAGGAACCGCAUGCACACAGUUUAUACAGUUAAAACUGCUGCUGAACACAUUGGAUGUUUUCACUACGUUACACCAUGUGGUGGGAGCACAUAUGUGGCUCAAAUCUGGUUUAAAAAGAUUAGUGUUCAGACAGCACCGAAAAAUUCACUUCACUUUCACACUGGAAAAAGUGCUGCGUUCAAACAUGUACAUAAACGAAAGAUUACAUCAUCACACUAACUGACAGACUGAACUGUAUUGAUGUAAUAUAUUAAUGUACACAUUUGAAUCAAUUCAGUGCAUCAUUUUUCUCAGUGCACUUCAGCACCGUAAUGUGAAAGCAGCUUCAGCUGAACGAAAGAAGAGGGUUUUGUUCCUCUGGUGUCCUUUAUUCUGUCUCCUGCUCUGUCUGGGUGUCUGUGUUGGUGUUUUUUUUUUUUUUUUCGUCUCUAAACUGUAAUAUGAAUCACUGCUUGAUUACUCUCCCCUGUCCUCUUCAUGCGUUUUCUGGGUUUUCCUGACUUUGUUACACAUCGUUUCUUUUUUGCUCGGAGUGUCAGUGUUUUCAUUCCCCUCCUCGCCUGCUGCCUCUGGCCUACAUCCUCAAACCCCCCCCCCCCCCCCCCCCCCCAAACCACAAAUCCCAUCAGCCCCUGCUUUCAUAGCCCCUGUCCUAUGACAGUCUCCGUGGAGUGACUGGUGGUAUAGCAGGUGGCAGAUAGUGGGGAAAAGGGUUUGGAAAACAGACAGAGGGGAAACGAGAAAGAAAUAGAGGGAAACGUAGUGAAAGGGAGAGGAAGCGAUAAAGAAGGAAGCGGGAAGCAGUUUGAGGAACAUUGUACAGCAGUGGACUGUAUUACGAAGCCAAGGGCAAGAGGACUGUAGGACUGAAGGAUUGUAUGACUGAACUGUAUGAAUGAGGCUCUCUGGGCCAAUCGGGUGCUAACACAGGAGCUCUCAGCCAAUCAGCACAGCUUUAUUGCAGAGUCCGGAUUUAUUGCAAAGCCUGGGUUGUUUUUCAGCAUCUUAGAGUUUGUAAAAAAACAAAAACAAAAGAUGUUUCAGAACAAAAUUAGUUCACAUUUCCUUAUUUUACAUCUACCAUCUACCAUGACAGUAUAGUCUGUAAUGCAGUGUCACAAUCCGCCAGUGACCAGCUGUAGUGUGCACUACUUUAGCAAUGAGAACAUUGAAAUCUAGCAUAUUAUUCAAAAUGUGCAUUAUUCUACCAUUGACCACUCCAUCUGACUAGUACACUAAAUGUACUGUGCACCACUUUAGCUGUUACUACUCCUUUGAGUCUAGUACACUGAUUGUAGUGUGCUAUACACCACAAUUCUCAAUACUCAAUCUGACUCUACUACAAUACAUGUGGUGUGCACUACUUUAGCUAUUACUACUCCUUGACUCUAGUACACUAAUUGUAGUGCGCACUACUGUACAAUUGACUUCUCCCUUCAACUCUAGUACACCAAUUGUAGUGCGCACUACUCUACCGCUGACUAUUCCACCUGGCUCAAAUGCUGUACUCCGUACAAUUGAGUACUCAGUCUGACUCUGGUACACUAAAUGUAGUGUGCACUACUUUAGCUAUUACCACCCAUUCUGACUCUAGUACUCUGAAUGCAGUGUGCACUACUGUGCCUAUUGCUAUUCCUUUUACUCUAGCAUCCUAAGUGUAGUGUACACUACUGCACAAUUGACUUCUCCCCUCAACUCUAGCACACUAACUGUGGUGCGCAGUACUCUACUGACUACUCCAUCUGACUCAAGUGCACUAAAUGUUGUGUGCACUACUUACCUAUUACUAUUCCAUUAACUCUAGUACACUAAAUGCACUGGGCACUACUCUGCCAUUGAUUAAUUCAUCCAACACUAGCACACCAAAUAUACUGUAUCUGUUAACACUACUGAGGCUGGUUAAGCUGGGCAUACUGGGCAUUGAGCAUUGUGUUGGGCUAAAGUGCCAAUGGUGAAUAAUCACUGGAAAUUCUUUUCAGUACAGGAUUAGCCUUAAUCUGGGUCAGAAAAAAGUGGCCCCAAUUAUGCAUUUUACCACUGAUGACUCUAUUCAGCUCUUGUAUGCUAAUUAUAGGUGCACUACUGUACAUAUAACUACACCAAGUCCACUACACUGUAGUAUACACCACUCUACCAUUCACUACAACAUCUAGCAUGUCAUUCGUAAUGUGUACUACUCCACCAAUGGCUACUCCCAAUGCUACUACACUAGUUGUAAGGUAGUGUGCACUACUUUACCAUUGGCUACCUCACCUACCAUUACCACACUGAUUAUAUAAUCUUCUUUAUUCUUCCAUCUUACUUAAGAAAGGCUAAUUGUUCCUCUCAUGGCAGUGGGUUUUGCCUGGGAUCGGUUCAUUACGGUCUCCUUUCUCUAGACAAUCACACUCCAAGCCAAACCAAACUGGAACCGCGAGCUGAGGCUGAACCGGAGAGGUCAUUAGGUCAUUUAGUCAUGUAAGAUGGUCAGCCAUUGGAAGUAGUUCAGUGCUGGUGCCUUGCUUUCCCAACAGAACCAGGCGCAGGAUGAGGAUACCAAAGUGACACUAAUUCACAUACACAUACACCCACCAUGACUGGAAUCUGUGAGGAGAUUCAAAUGCUGCAGGGAUGCAGACACUGAUAUGGGACUGACAUAAUCGAGCACAGGAAAUCACACAUAGUGAUGGGUGUGGUUAUUUAAAUAUUCAAUGAUCCAACUCUUCUUAGAUGUGGUUUACUUAGGCCUAAUCAUGUCAUGUAUCGUAGUGUGCAUGUAGGAUUUUUGGGACACAGGCAGCUGAUAUUGCGCCUCAAAAUAGUGACUACACCUAUCAGACAGAUGAAGGGAUGACAAAUAGAGCUCUAAAGCUGUGAGCUGAUUGGCCAGAGCUGCUGUCAGACAGUGCUCAGGAUGAGAGAGGUGUGCGUGAUGUUUGAAUCCCUGACUCAUUCUCAGACGACUCCAUCUCUCUUCCGUCUCACUGAAUGUCACUUUCUCACAGCGUCCGCUGAUGUACGGAUGACGUGAUGUAAUUACCUACUGCAGGGGGUGUUUCCUGUGUGUGCGUCUGUAAGGGACGGGGCUUUCUGGAGCGUGUUGCUCCAAGCUCGGAAUGUAGGGCAAAUCCCAAAUCCCCCCUGAAAACUCCCGUCCCAUUAAAAACUCAAGGUGCCCCGGCCCUCACAGAUGCGUGCAGUCGCCCCCUAAAGGGCUAACCGUCCCCUCCCCCCUCCAAGCCAUGGAGGACCUGCCUCAAACUGAGCACCGGUGGGUGCGGACUGCUACUGUCUGCUGUACAAAUAGAAAGACGAAUGGGGUGGAUGGGCUGCAACUAGCGAUUCGUGCUGCUGUAGGAAAACCUCGUACCACUGAAACUCUGUAAAAGAAGGAAAUGAACAUUAAAAGUAACAUUAAAAGUUAUGAGGUUCUCUUGACAGCGACAGAUUGUUCCGAUAACAAAUUAAUCUUCUGUUCAUUAUUCGAUUAAUCGAUUUACCUACUAAUCGACUAACUGAAUCAUUAUGUCUUCUUUGGUUUCCAUUCACUUUGCCCCAUUCUGUGUCUUUUCUUAAUUUAUGCUGCAGUGAAACAAUAGAAGCCAUAUCGCCUCCUAUGCUUCCUAUAGUGUACUGCAAUCUGUCAGAAUGACCAUGUGUGCAAACGUUACAGGGCUUUAUAGUUGUUUUGAGCUUUUUCUCUUUACUCUCUGUCUUUGACUUUUAGUCAGUGACUACUUUUUUAGGGCAAUUCAUCUACUUUUGUUGACUAAUCAUUGCAGCCCUAGUAGAUGGAAGGUCUGUCUGUCUAUAUGUGGGUAAGGAAUGUGAAAAAGAAGAGAGAGUGAGUGAGCGAAGGUACCAUGGAGGGUGUUAUUAGGAUCUCUGGAGAAUGCUUACCUGUAAAAUUGAGCACAAGGGAAGCGAGUAGGAUAGCAAGGUAGCUGCCAGGAGAAGAACGGGUUCUCUGUUUUUAAGACUGAUUCGGGACAAACCGUUUCUCCCCCAGCAUUUGUUUGCAUGCACUGAGAUAAGACAAUACAAGCCUGUGGGUGUUUUGUUAUUUCUCUGUCUCUGUCCGAUGUGCCCAGUUGUCUCCUCAUGCCGAGAGGUGAAAAGCAUGCUACUGACCCUCCUGUUUACCACAUCGAACCAUGGCCUUGAGUAUCAGACGGCUGAUCCAGUUUUCGCUGUCUAGAGCCAGAAGCAGUUCUAGACCUGCAAGUCCGGGCCUCUCAGUGGGUAACAUUAAGGAUAUUACACAUCUGUGUGGACGGCAAUAAAUGAAUUCAAGCACAUGUAUAACUGAUGAUGUCUUGCCGACCCAAAAACGAUGACAAAAAUGUGACCUUACUACAGAGCCCCGUGGGUGACAUCCUGUAUAAAGAAAAUAAUGUGUGGCCAUGACUUAGUAAGACAUGGGAAUGAGAUCCUAAUGUGUGGCCACAUCUUAAUAAGGUAGGAUCUCAUUUCCAUGCCUUACUAAGUCAUUGCCGCACAUUACAAACUUGCUUCCAUGCAUUAAAAAGGUGUGGCCACGCAUUAGUUUGCUCGUAUGUCAUAAAUUACGCAAGUAGUAAGUGGGUGUGGAUCUAAAGCCACGCCACACCCUGAAACUGCAAGUCAAGAACUGCUGCUGUAUCUGCCGAGGGAUGAUGUUAUGAGAUGAUAUUAGUUCGUAAACGGGUGGGAUUGCUGUUGGAUCAGUGCUGGAUACAGGCUCUUCAACACUCCUGCCUGGGGGGGCCCUGAAUGUAUCUCGUCAUUUGGAAGUGCUGUAGAGUUUCUGUCAGUGUGGCUCCAUCCAAUCACCUCGCCUCUCUCUGGUUUCAGGCCCCUCCCACCUACCGUCCUCUUCUUAAUCUACACCUCACUCCUCCUCACUCCUGCUGUAGAUACUCGCUGUUUUUAGACGAUAAUGAUCAAAAAAGGUCUCUACCACUACUAGCCUUGUGUUGUGGAAGUAUACGGUAUCAGUUCACACUCCCUCCCACCACCUUCAUUGACCUCCUCUUUUUAUAAUAUGAUAGAGCUCUUAAUAUACCACCAUUGUAUUAAUUCCUGCAAGGAUUUCAUGAAUAUUAUUGAUACAAUUUUUGUUAAUAUGAUUAUUAUUAUUACUACAAUUAGCCAUCAUUUUGUAUUGAGCAAUAAGUUACUAUGUUUUGAGAACUUGCUAGACUUUGUGUGGGUGGGGCUCUUCCCUGCAAGCUCGAACAUGUCUGCAAAGAUAGAACCGAUUCUUUCCUGCUUUGUCAUGAAAAAAGGUGUUAAUGUAAAGUGUAAAUCUAUAUAGAAGCCAUCACUGUCUGUGUACUGAUCAUGUAACUACAAUAAAAAGGAUGUAAAAAUAAAA